CUGCAGGUGGGUGGUGGUUGUAUAAAAUAGCUGAGCAAUUACAUACAGCCAUCCAAUUGUCAGUGUAAGUUCGGUGACUAGUCAGUGAAUUUAGUGGUUAUUCUUUUCUGUUUUUUAUAUUACAAGUAAAUUUUUUUAAAUAUUCAAAAUGAACGGUCUUCUGUUGUGUCUCGUCGUAGCCACGGUCGCCAUCGUCUCCGCUGAACCGCCAAGCAGUUACAGCCGACCAUCGUUCGGCGGCGGCCACUCGUCCGGCGGUUUCGGCGGCUACUCUUCCGGCGGCGGCGGCGGUGGAUACUCGUCCGGUGGAUUCUCUUCCGGUGGCGGCGGAUACUCGUCAGGCGGCAGCGGCUAUUCUUCCGGCGGCAGCGGCUACUCGUCCGGCGGCAGCGGCUACUCGUCCGGCGGCGGCUACUCGUCCGGCGGCAGCGGAUACUCGUCCGGCGGCAGUUACGUACCAGUAGCACCAGGACCGUCCACAUACGAAGGACAGUACGUCGACGGACAACUGCUCGAACAGAUCAAGCAGAUCGUGCUCAGAGACGAAGCCCAAAACUCCGGAUCGUCGUCCGGCGGAUACCCGUCCUCGUCCUACGGCGCCCCGUCCUCAUCAUACGGUGCCCCGUCUUCCUCAUACGGAGCCCCAUCUUCCUCAUACGGAGCCCCGUCCUCCUCAUACGGAGUGCCGUCCCAGUCGUACUCGAGCCGCGUCGUCGGCGUCGAAUUGGAACAGGUGAAACCGGCCAUCCAAGUCGCUCAAUUCCAACAGUCCGGCGGAUACUCGUCCGGCGGUGGCGGUUACUCGUCCGGCCCGUCGUCCUCCUACGGAGCUCCCUCCAGGCCAUCUUCGUCCUACGGAGUGCCGUCGUCCUCUUACUAAUAGCGGCCGGUGCGCUCGGCUCGUCGACAACCAUCUCAACCGCAUAAAAUAUCAUCAUCAUACAUAACGUACACAGACUCCUCCGCUCUUUCGACGUCGCCGCGCCAGACCGUCACGUCAUCUACACAGCUUUUUGUUUUACUGUUAUCGUCGUGCACUCGCGAUCGUCUUCUCUCUUCACUCGUAAACCGAUGAUAUUAUGUAUAAUAUCAAAAUAUAUAAACCGCGAGUGUACGAUACACAUUAUAUAUUGUACGUAAUAUUGUAAUAAUUGUAAUAACGUGACGCGUCGUUGUGUGGAUGACAUUAUACCUAUGUAUAUAGGUAGCGCCUUAACAGCAAAUUAAUGUAAAUAUUAUUAUUGUCAUCGUCAUCAACGCAACGAUCACCGACAAGGAGCCGGCGACGAGAAAGAGCACAUUUUUUUCGUAUUUUUUCUGAAAUAUAUUAUAUUUUUUUUUAUAUUUUGUUAUAUAUAUUAUAUUAUAAUGUUUUUUUUAUCUAUUGUUAUACGCGUGUAGUCGAAAAUUUAGCCAUAUCGCAUAAUAUUACAAUAGUGAAUAUUAGACUAAAUGUAAUAUUUUGUUUGAUCAUUUUUUCUAUGUACAAAAACAAUACGGCCAAAAGAUGAUAGAUAAAAAAAUCUAUUUUUUAUAAAA
Aphis gossypii (cotton aphid) is the source of this 1539-nucleotide messenger RNA. RefSeq names its product loricrin-like. Lineage: Eukaryota; Metazoa; Arthropoda; Insecta; Hemiptera; Aphididae. The transcript is spliced from 2 exons. The record is from RefSeq and is a predicted model, not a curated record. Bases 149 to 880 code for a protein of 243 amino acids.